AUAAAGACUUUUCCUCCACUGGCAUGAACUGAUAAAAGAGGAGCAGGAAGCAAUGGGAGCCUGCCAGGACGUAAUAUUUCCUUGUAGGGCUGAGAAGUCUAACCAAGUCAUUUGCAUGUCCCUUUUUUGCUCUGGCAUGUUUACCGAGCGGGACAGGAGCUGAAUGAGAACUCGGGCUCAGCUCACUCUGCUGCAUCUUUACCCAGGCUCCUCGCUGCUGCCAUCCACUCAGCUGCUGCUGCUGCUGCUAACGCCAAUGUAAAAACCAGGAAUUAUCUGGGUCUGUCCGAUUACACAGUUUCGUGCCAUGGCAUCUGAAGGAGCUCCGGCCAAGAGGAGCAAUCUAGUGGCAUCCAGGGUCCACUGGAGCCCCAUGGACCUACCCGAGUUCAUCACAGCUCACGACCAGGACGCUCACGGAAACUCGAGCCAGGACAGUGUCAGGAAAUGGCUCACCACCACUGUGACUGAGGAAGAUGCAAAGCAUGAGCCACUGCGGGAAGCUGCAGAGCCUCUGAGGAGGAACGCCAGCGUUGACGAUGACCUGGCCUUGGGUGUUGAAGCGUCUUUAUAUGGUAGCCAGGGAGUGAGGACGGUCCAGGAGUUUCUGAGGUGGCGCAGGUCAAGUCCUGCUCUCAGCAGGUGGAACAGCUUCAGCACAGCAGCUUCAGCUCACUCUGGACCACUCAGUGUAAUGGACGUACUCAACCUGUGGAAUGAUGACCCAGAGGAGGUUCUCUUGGACCUGGGCUUUGGCUGCGAUGAACCUGACCUCUCUGGACGCAUCCCGGCUCGAUUCAUCAAUCAUCAGUCUCAGGCGAAAGGAAUAAACCUCCAGGUGUUUCUGGAGGCCCAGAAGAGCCGGCUAGACCUGGAGAACCCAGAUGUCAGCAAUCGUUUUAGACAGCUUGAGGUUCUCCAGCAGGUAACUACAGCAUUCUCGUCCUUGAUGGGGUCUUCCUCGUCCUCCCCUCUCGCGGCACCGCUGGGGAAAGCCCUGUCUCCUGAGGCCCGGGAGAGGAGGCGGCGCAUGGGCAUGCUGCUCAGACGAGCGUCAAAGAAUUCACUCAGCCAAAUCCACAACCCUAAAACCCAGGACCUAACUACACCUGCUACCACCUCUUCUCCCUGUGCUACACUGGAGUCACUGCAACCUCCACUCAGUCUUGGAGACAAGAAAGUCCUCUUAAAAAGAGUCAAACCUGGACAUUCGGAGACUGUGUGUCUGAGUCCUCUGGCAGAAGAGCUAGGUGCCGUUCCAGACCCUCAGCCCCAGCCUAACAUGGCCCCUUUGAUAGUCCAGGAGGGAGCACUCAGACACUGGCCAAUGACGGAAGCGCACCCCCUGACAGCCAACACUUUUUCACUGAGGCAGAAGAGCCCAGGGCAGGCCAGGGAAUCAUUUGAAAUGGAAGAGAUCCACAGUUUUGAUGAAAGUAGUGUCACAGGGAGCUACACAGGAGGAGCAGAAAAUUUAGCGCGGUGUGUAAUACGGACCAACAGCUGCCAGUCAGACAGCAGUGGUUUUUUAGAGGAGCCCUUCAUCCCCUCGCUCUCUCAGCAGGCGUCACCGGGACCAGAUCUCAUCAAGGCUCUGUCGGGCCUGUCAGGAGGGAGCACUGACAGCCAGAGCAGUGAGAGGCCGGGCUCCCCCUCUCCUUCGCCUCUGACCCCUCCUCUAUCAUCUCUGACCUCUUCUGGAGUUGACAAAUCUCUUUCCCCACCCAGUCCUUCAGAAGAGCCUCUGUUAGUCUUCAGCCCUUCCCCAUCUCCUGUCUCAUUGUGUCCUCCAAAGUUGGACCUGCAAAAAUCUCCAGAGACGGAGACUGCACCAGAUCAGGAUCAGUCUCCACCUGCUUCACCGCCUGCACUGGUGUGCGAGUACCUUUCUCCUCGCUCUCCCUUGCCCGGGUUACAGAACGAAACUCACUCCCAAUCUCCAACUCUCCCUUCGCCUGCCGCCUGUACCUCUCUCUCCCCUACAUCUUCCCCCAUGCAGCCUGCCUCAUUGAUUAGAGGGUCCGAGGAGAUUAAAACUGAGGACAAGGAUGCUCCAUGCCCCCACCUCUCUACUCUAUUUUAUGACUCUGAAGGCCCGGCAUGCUCUACCUGUUUAAGUGUCCCUCAUCCUGCCUCAUCUCCUUUUCCCAUUCCAAAUUUGGACUGUCUGUUUUCUGCGUCAAUUGCUAUGCCUUCUACACAGCCUGACUCCUCUGGGAGUCCAGCGAACACACAGUCAGAAUGGACUGAUGUGACUUUGCAUGGAAACUCCCUCUCUGCGUCUUGUGGCGUAUCAUCUCUGCUUCCCACUUCCCCACCUGGUUUCCAUUGUCCAUCCUAUUUAGCUUCCCCCCCACUUGUUGAGUCCCUCUCACAGAGUCCAGAAAACAGACAAAAAGAUUCACUUUUCCCAAACUCAGAUGGAAUAGGCCUCUCUGAUCCACCGACCAAUACACAGAAAAAAGGGGAAGAAACACACUCCGCUGUCUCCUUGCAGUUGGACAAGGACAAUCCCUCAGCUCUAUCCUCUCUCAUUCUGGACUCCUCUGAGUUUGAGAAGAGUUGUCCCACGCUGCCCUGCCAUUCCCCUAACCCUUCCAUUUCAGUUUGUCAGUCUGCCAUGUCAUCACUAUCACAUGAUUCAGAUGGUCCGAUAGAUCCAGCUGUUGGAAGAAUUUCAGACCUGACGGAGCAAUCCAUCUCCCAACAGAACAGACCAUGUUCUCAUGAUGACACAGAUGAUGAUAACACAGACCCUGCUCCAGCCUCUCCUGUCCAAGAUGUUAUUAAUUUUAAGAUGAAUCACCUUUCCUUGGACCUUGAGGAUACCCAUCAGAGGAAUGGAAAGGGAGAGGUAGAGGGUGAGAGAUAUACUGACACAGUGCAGACUCAAGAGGCUGUUGUUUACAUCACAGAUACAGACAGUUAUGCAGGCCUGUCAGAAGGUUCUAGAUUAGUCUCUAAGGAAUUAUGUAACCAAACUGAAAUAGAUCCACAGGUUCUGCCCUGUAGUUUGCAUGAUGAGCUUUCAACUGGAACCCAACCGGAACAGUGUCAAAGGGAAAUGAAUGACUCAGAAAGUGAAUCACUUAGAAGUUCUUUAGUUUUACCUGAAGAUGUGCCAGAAGCACACAGUAGAACUGAAGUGGAACCCAAGGAUCUAAUUAGGAUCGAGAGCUUAGAUCAGGUAUUUCAAACCUCAGUGGAUGGCUCCGAAAGUGAAAAUGGAGAUAUGGAUGCCUUUUUUCAACAGCUUGAUACUGAAGGGCGAGUCUACUGGGCAGAACCCAUAGAGGUUUCCAAUCCAUCCAGCUUUGAAACCUCAGACGGAUCUCCUGGGAAUUCUCUGUUGCCUAGUGGCCCAGCUGUUCAAGAUUCAUUUUCAUCCACAGGCAGAGCAAGGACUUUAUCUUUGUCAUCCUCAACAACAAUGGACACUGACCAAACGUCAAGAAAUGCAACUGCCUCCUCAGAUACACCCUCCUCCUUUACCCUAGCUCCAUUCCCAUCCCCCACCACAACCCUAGACCGCAAGCCAUCAAGCCGCUCUGUUUCUGUCCAGAUGUCUUCAUCCCUAUCUUCUCAUAUUGUCAACAGGAAGGAUGUUCCCUUCAUGACCGAUUCAAAACGCACCCUUCUCACUAGUGUUCUCCCUUUGGACACCUCCACCCCUUUCCGUGCUGUGCAGUCAUGGACAGACCUGCAGAUUCAACGAAACACUCUCACCAACAAGUUAUCACAUGGGGCUCUUUAUACUGCCCCAAAUGAGGUAACCGUAUCCACGGGUGCCUCAGAAAUGACACCUGCACUGAACUUCUCUUCAUCUCCGUAUUUCCCUCUGCUGUCACAUGACUGUGUCCCUUGGAUGGAAAGAAACGACAGUACCAUGUCAGUCUCUGUGGAUAAAGGACUGUGGCCUGAUGAGGAGGAAGACGAGGACGGGAUUGGAAAUGAAGAUGAGGAGACGUUUUGGGAGGGCAAUCAGACAGCCACCGUGGCAUGCUGCUGCUCCUGUGACCAUCAGUGUACCCAGAACACUCUGGGAAACACUCCUUACUCUCUGGAUGAGUUGGAGGAGAUGAUGCUGUGUGUGCAGCAGUUUCGCUCAGUACUCAGCAACAUGGAGGAGCAGCUCUCUGAAGACCAGGCUGCAGUUUACAGUGUUCUCUCUGAGCACGACAGGGAGAAGGUUCGGGACAUAGAGGAGCUGCGGCGAGCAGUGAAACGGGAGGCUGGAGAGCUGGAGAUGCAGUUGAAUGAACUGGCACAUCACUAUGACGACAGCUUGAAAAUGAAGAUGCACAGACUGUUGGAUGAGCAGUCCCUGCUCUGCUCUCAACUCAGAGUCUUUCUGCCUGAAACGGUGCCCACAUCAUCCAGCCCCGCCCCCCACAGGACAGUAGCCACUCAGUGCUGUCUGCUGCCCGGCAUCCCGCCAGCUGAUGUGCAGAGCGGCCACGUCUCUGCCUGGAGCGCCUGGAAUGCUGACUCCCUUAGACAGUCACCGUCUGGAUCAAAGUGCAUCUGUGAGGGCCUGGGCUGUUCUCCUGCUAAGGCAGACAAGCUGGACAUGAUGGGCUUCCUGCAGAGAUUGAAGGAGUCUUUGCGUCAUUCUUUGAACACCGAUUCGUUGGAAUAAAAGGUGUCUGCGUGCUGCAUGGGGACUGCAUCUGACACCUGAAAAUCUGAAGUUUCCUGUAGUCUUCCAUCCACUGAAGAAUAUGCCUAAUUUUUUCGUAUUUACAGUUUUGUGAUAAAUGUCUCACAUGUGAUUGUAGAACCACUACAAGCUGCAUGACAUGCAAACAAGAAACAUGUAAUAAUCCUAGGACCUAAAACAAAAAGCAAUAGUAACAGCAUAGGGUAUGCUGUUUGUUCAUUAUUUAAAAUUCAUAUUUACAAGGUAAAAUAUAUCAAUAUAAAUGUAGUUAUAUAAAGAUGUAUUUAAUGUAUGUUAUUACACACUAUGCCUCUGCUUAGUGAAUGCACAAUGCUUCAUAUGAAUAAUUGCACUACACUCUACCUAAGAACCGUGAAACAUGUUUGUGUUGUUGUUGUGUUCAAGUACUCCGUGAGUCUUUGUUGCAUUGUCUAAAAACACAUUGGGGCUGUCGUGCUGCAGCACACACUUGAGAGCAGGAUGUACCAAUUACCAGAGUACAAUCGCUCAUCAAGACUUCAAAAGGCUUUGGUUUAUUUGGAGCAUCACAAGUGUUUUAUUUUGUAGGAAACAGAGCCAAUAUAACUCACCUGCCUUAGAAAGAACAUGACCAGAAACAUACACAAUGUCACUUUCCUAACAAUUAAGAUGAUAUACUUGUGCAAUAUAAAAAAAAAGUGUCAACGUUUUUAUUUUCUUAAUACUUCUUUGGUUUUUGGUGAGUGUAAUGAUGCAUGCAUUUUAUUGGCGUAAACAAGGGCUGUAACUUGA
Sander lucioperca (pikeperch) is the source of this 5431-nucleotide messenger RNA. RefSeq names its product ITPR interacting domain containing 1 (gene itprid1). The coding region runs from base 308 to 4639 and encodes 1443 amino acids. The transcript has 17 exons. NCBI's taxonomy places the organism in Eukaryota, Metazoa, Chordata, Actinopteri, Perciformes, Percidae. The record is from RefSeq and is a predicted model, not a curated record. Gene Ontology annotation, molecular function: signaling receptor binding.